AUGCCUUCACUCUGUUUUCAUCGCCUUACCAGCCUCGCGAGGCGGCCGGGCUCAAGGGUUGUUUACUCGAGAAGCGUUUUGGGCAGGUCAAUUGCGAGGGCGUACAGCUCUACUCAACUGAGCUUCAGUACCGGACCAGAUGAGCCUCCUCUCCUCAAACACACAAUCCCCCAACACUUCGCCUCAAUAGUCUCCGCCCACGGCGACCUCCCAGCCGUCACAGCCCGCGCCCCCACGGUCCUCACCGCGACGCCCCUCACAUCCUCCGCGCCGCUCCCGCCCGCCGUCACCACCUCACUCACCUACCACGAUCUUGACCUCCUCUCAAACACCCUCGCCCACGGCCUUCGCUCCCUCGGCGUCCGCAAAGGCGACCGCCUCGCGGUAUCCCUCGGCAACGGCGCCGAGUUCGCAGCACUCACCUACGCCGCCUUCAAGCUCGGCGCCGUGCUGGUCCCGCUGAACCCGGGCUUUAACGCCAAGCAGGUCGGCGCCGCGUUGCGGCAUUUGGGGGUCGAGGUGUUGAUCAUCGGCAAGGUCACCGAUUUGCCGUAUAAACCGGGGUGGGGGCGGAGUAAUCUCGAGCUUUUGAGGAGUAUCGUUCCUGAUCUCGACUCGGUGAGGGCCGGGGGCGACGUGGAGAGCGAGGUCGUGCCGAGUCUGAAGAAGGUCGUGGUGGUGGAUAACCUCAAGUUCCACCCGAAAGUCGACUUUCCGAAGUUCAAGGCCCUGACGCCGUACGAAGUCCUGCUCGACGGGGGAAGGGGGAACGUCGUGCCCGACGAGGAACUCAAAGCCGACGAGACGGUCAACAUCCAGUUCACGUCCGGGACCACCUCGCAGGCCAAGGCGGCCAUGCUGACGCACACCUCCGUGCUGAACAAUGGGUACCUGAUCGCCAAGCGGAUGGGCCUCGUGCCGGGCGACAGGAUCGUGGUGCCGCCGCCGCUGUUCCACUGCUUCGGGUGCGUGCUGGGGUACAUGGCGACGGCCACCACGGGGGCGGGCAUCCUCUUCCCGAGCCCGGCGUUCGACCCCGUCGCGACGCUGCGGAUGGUCGCCGAGUACGACGCCACGGGCCUCUACGGCGUGUCGACCAUGUUCGUCGCGGUGCUGGAGGCGCUGGCGUCCGGGCAGGUCGUGAGGCCGGAGGACAUGCCGAAGGGGUUGAGGAAGGGCAUCGCGGCGGGGAGUUCCGUGCCGGAGAGCCUGAUGAGGCGGUUAUACGACACGCUGGGCCUGCAGGACCUGGUCAUCUGCUACGGGCAGACGGAGACGAGCCCCGUGAGCUGCAUGACCGCCCCGGACGACCCGUUCGAGAAGAGGACGGGGAGCGUGGGGAAGGCGAUGCCGCACACGGCGCUCAAGAUCGUGGACCCCCUCGAUAGAAACAGGAUCCUGCCGCGGGGGGAGAGGGGGGAGCUCGCGGCGGCGGGGUACCUCGUGAUGAAGGGGUACUGGGGCGACGAGGCGAAGACGGCGGAGGUGCGUGUGGCGGACGGGGAGGGGACGGUGUGGAUGUACUCCGGGGACGAGGCGGCGAUGGACGGCGAGGGGUACGUGGAGAUCACGGGGCGGAUCAAGGACCUGAUCAUCCGGGGCGGGGAGAACAUCCACCCGCUCGAGGUGGAGAACUGCCUGUUCCAGAUGGACGGGGUGAAGGAGGUGGCGGUCGUGGGCGUGCCGGACGAGAGGUUGGGGGAGAGCGUGGGCGCGUUCGUGGUGGUGAAGAAGGGGUGGGAGGCGGACGGGGAGGGGGAGAGGGGGGUGACGAGGGAGGGGGUCAGGGGGUGGGUGAGGGAGCACCUGUCGAGUCAUCUCGUGCCGAAGCACGUCUUUUGGGUGGAGGAUUAUCCGAAGACGCCGAGUGGGAAGAUUCAGAAGUUUAAGUUGAGGGAUAUGGCGAGGGAGAUGUUGAAGGGGGAGAAGGAGUGA
Messenger RNA from Colletotrichum karsti, 1935 nucleotides. Its product is annotated as AMP-binding enzyme. The record is from RefSeq and is a predicted model, not a curated record. The transcript has 2 exons. Bases 1 to 1935 code for a protein of 644 amino acids. Lineage: Eukaryota; Fungi; Ascomycota; Sordariomycetes; Glomerellales; Glomerellaceae. Gene Ontology annotation, molecular function: medium-chain fatty acid-CoA ligase activity. Gene Ontology annotation, biological process: fatty acid metabolic process.